AUGCGGUCUCUUCGACCGCUCCUCUGGCUACUUCCAGACGAGGUCGUUGAAUUUCGGCAGGUCGAAGCGCCUCUUGUUCCUGAGCGAUUUUCCAACCUCGAGUCCGUGAUGUCUAUUACUGCUGCUCUGCAAGUAUCGCACUUCGCCCGCUGGAAGUACUACGCCUCCAGAAUACGGGUCCUAAAAUUUUCCAACCAUAUGUUCGAGAAGUUGCGUUUCCGAGUCGGCCGCAGCGUCUACGAAGCCCUCUUAUCGGACAACCCCACCGGCGCGCCGCUCCUUCCCAAGCUGCGCGAAUUGAGGGCGCUUAAUCCCGACGACCACACUCUUCUCCGUCUUUCCCUUAAUCCCAACAUCAAGCACAUCGAUAUUGACGGCGGUUUCAUGCUCACGCCAGACCUUCAAGACGCGAGGACGUGGGACCAUCUGAUGGACAUCCUGAAUGAGAAUAAAAUACCUGCGACUGUGCGCGAGCUAUCCAUUGCGUUACGGUGGUCCUGGCAAGACUUGACAAUGCCUCUGCCAACCUCAGUUUUCGCGCACAUCCUCAAAUACUCACGUCUUUCCAAGCUGCAUCUUCCCUCGUUCCAACUCAGCGACAUUUCAACACUUUCUCAACUCGGCCAGCUUCCUCUCGAAGCAGCGACGUUGAACCUUACGAUUUUGGCCGACAUGCAGCUCCCUCCUGGUUGCUUCACAGCUCUCAAAAAAGCCACCAUCAUCGUCAAUGAUUCAGACGUACUAAUAGGACUCGUGCGUCAAUGGGACACAGAAAAUUUGGAGAGCCUCAUCAUACGACGUUUUCUCCGGACGUUCUUUUGGGACGUGAACACCAUACUCAAGUGCCUCCAACAGCAUCUCCCCUCUGUUUCUUUACGUCGACUCUACAUUUACAGCAGCGCCCCGGAAAGCAGCGCCCCGUUCGACGAAAACACUUCUGGCGCUUCCAUCACCGAUCUCGAGCACCUCUUCACGUUCAGAAAUCUCACCUCAUUAACCAUGAGUGCAGGAGGGCCGUUCUCCCUGACCGACGCUGACCUGAUGAAGAUCGCCGCAGCUUGGCCUCUCCUGGAGCAAUUUAUCGCAUACGAACGCGAGGUCAGCGCCUGGCCUAGCGUAACGCCUACUGGCUUGGCGUCGUUCGUCGGCGCCCUUCCCCACCUCACAGAUGUUAUCCUUCGUUUCGAUGCCACAGCCGAUUUUCUUGCGCUCGAGAGCGUGGUCCCGCACAAGAGAGUCACCACAUUUGACGUAUGCACCAGCGUCGCUGUUACCCCCGAGCGACUUACAGAGUUCAUGCACAAGCUGUUCCCGGCCCUGGACUGCAUUGGGUAUGGCUGGAGCUACCUCGAUCGCUGGGCAAGUGCCUCAGCGCCUCCGAUCUACGAAAGUGAAGAGGAAUUCGAGGUAGGGACGGCGUCUCUGGCGUGCUGGAAGAAGGUGCAUGAGUCCUUUGGCAACAUACCUUCACUGAUGUGGUAG
Messenger RNA from Cyclocybe aegerita, 1482 nucleotides. The record is from the annotation of a GenBank genome assembly. Lineage: Eukaryota; Fungi; Basidiomycota; Agaricomycetes; Agaricales; Hemipholiotaceae.